Choloepus didactylus (southern two-toed sloth) is the source of this 747-nucleotide messenger RNA. RefSeq names its product translation initiation factor IF-2-like. Lineage: Eukaryota; Metazoa; Chordata; Mammalia; Pilosa; Megalonychidae. The transcript has 3 exons. The coding region runs from base 1 to 747 and encodes 248 amino acids. The record is from RefSeq and is a predicted model, not a curated record.
AUGAGCCUGGGUGCAGCUGGCUUCACGUCUCUGCUCCACGUACAGGCAUGUGACCUUGGGCACCCUGGCCAGAACUCACGGAGCCGCCCAAGAGCACUGAUCGCUGUUUGGCGCAACUGUUCAUCUGUAAAGCUGGUCACUGUUCUCUCUGCUGGCUGCACAUCCCGUGCAAAGCUGUGCCGAGCCGAGGAGGAACACAGAACGCACGGCUCUCUCCACAAGCCCCGCACCCUCUUCUGCCCCGCUGCAAGCGAAUGCACCACCCAGAAGCCUGCUUGUUGCCCGGCAUUUUCCCAUUCCGCCGCGUCCGUCAGUCCCCACGCCCAGCCAAUCCUACCCCUGACGGUCGCCGAGUCUGCCGAACUCCAUCCUCGGGCCCCUUCCCUAGUCAGCACCCUUCCUCUCCGGGACCGCGGACUGCGGCCGCCGCCUGGCACACGCUGUGCCCCCAACCCUGUCUCCCCUCGUGGUCAGGCUCCCCGCGGCUCCUCCCUUCCCAGCCCGGCGCGUCUAGGCCACCAAAAGCCCGGCUAUUUCCAGACCCUUAACAGCCUAUCCCGUCGCCUCCACCCGGCCCCCCGGCCCCGGUCAGGCCCCUCCGCUCCCUCCAGGCCGCUCCCGGGUGGCGGCGGCUCUCAGGGACAGCGCCUGCGUCCUACGCUCCAGGGCGGAGGCCGCCUCCCGUCGGGCACCGCGGCGGCGAGGGCGACCCGGAAGCCGAUCCCGACGUGCAGGCCAGAGGGCUGA